Molecule: messenger RNA, 2737 nt
Organism: Candoia aspera
Lineage: Eukaryota; Metazoa; Chordata; Lepidosauria; Squamata; Candoiidae
Gene: ZER1
Product: zyg-11 related cell cycle regulator
Exons: 16
Coding region: 301-2595 (764 amino acids)
Cellular component (GO): Cul2-RING ubiquitin ligase complex
Molecular function (GO): protein binding
Source: RefSeq, a predicted model, not a curated record
CGCGCGGGUUUGUUGACAGCGGCGGCCGAUGCCAAUGCGAGCGCGAGGGAAAGAACGGGGGGAGCGGACCCCGGUGGGAACCACGCUCUCUCCGCGCCGGAACCGGAACCAGCUGCGAGGCGGAGCUUUGUUUCCCCCCCAGCGAGGCUGGGAGUCCGUUGGCUUGAAACAUACUUCAAAGUCCACUCAGAAAUCUCUUUGGAAGGACAUUCCAGGAAGACACCGGAAGAAGAAUUGCUAAGUUUGCUUUACGUUCUCCCUUCCCUCACUUCCCCUUUUCCCAUCCUCCACUGCCACAAGAUGGCUUCCGACAGCCCGGAGUCACUGAUGACUUUGUGCAUACAUUAUUGUCUUCACAACCUGGAAGAGACGCUCUGCUACCUGUUGGACAACGAAACAAUCCAACUCCACACAGAUAUUUUCCUUCCGAGUGAGAUCUGCGACAGGCUGGUCAAUGAGUACGUGGACCUAGUAAACGCAGACACCCUCUUCGAACACAGUGAAAACUUUUUCACCCUCUUUUCGGAUCCUCGGAGCACCCGGCUCGCCCGCAUCCACUUGCGAGAGGACAUCGUGCAGGAUCAAGACCUGGAAGCCAUUCGGAAGCAGGAUCUGGUUGAGCUUUUCUUGACCAACUGCGAGAAACUGACGGCCAAGAGCCUGCAGACCCUGGGCAGCUUCAGCCCCACCCUGGUCUCGCUCAGCCUCUUCGGCUGCACCAACUUCUUUUAUGAAGAGGAGAACCCAGGCGGGUGCGAGGAUGACUUCAACCCCACCCGGCAGGUCCUGGUGAAGGACUUCACCUUUGAAGGCUUCCGCCGUCUGCGUUUCCUCAACCUGGGGCGGAUGAUCGAAGGGAUCAAUGUGGAAAGCCUCCUGCGGCCGCUGGCCUCCCUCACUGCCCUGGAUCUCUCUGGGAUCCAGCUCAAUGACAUCCACUUCCUGACCCAGUGGAGGGACAGCCUUGCUUCCUUAGUGCUGUACAACGUGGACCUCUGUGAGGAGCACAUUCAGGUGAUCGCACAGCUGCACAAGCUCAGACAUUUAGACAUCUCCCGAGACCGUCUGUCCAGUUAUUACAAAUUCAAGGUGACGCGCAAAGUCCUGAACCUCUUCGUGGAGAACCUGGGCAGCCUGACCUCCCUGGAUAUCUCGGGGCACACCAUGCUGGAGAACUGCACCGUCGCCUGCUUGGACGAGAAAGCAGACCAGACCAGCACCAACCCGGCAAAGAGCAGCAUUGCCCCGUUCAGGAACCUGAAAAAACCCCUGCAGUUCUUGGGCCUUUUUGAAGUCUCCCUUUGCCAUCUCUCGCACAUCCCAGCCUACAAGGUCACGGGGGAUAAGAACGAAGAGCAGGUCCUCAACGCCAUUGAGGCGUACACCGAGCACCGGCCUGAGAUCACGUGGCGAGCCAUCAACCUCCUCUUCGACAUCGCCCGCAUUGAGCGCUGCACCCAGCUCCUGAGAGCCCUCAAGCUGGUCAUCACUGCCCUCAAGUGUCACAAAUACGACAAAAAUAUCCAAGUCACGGGAAGUGCCACGCUCUUCUACCUCACCAACACCGAGUACCGCAUGGAACAGAGCGCCAGGCUACGGCAACAGGUCAUCCAGGUGGUGCUGAACGGCAUGGAGUCCUACCAGGAAGUCACCGUGCAGCGGAACUGCUGCCUCACCCUGUGCAAUUUCAGCAUCCCCGAAGAGCUGGAGUUCCAGUACCGACGGGUCAACGAGCUGCUGCUGAACAUCCUGAACCCGACGCGGCAGGACGAAUCGAUCCAGCGCAUCGCCGUGCACCUCUGCAACGCGCUGGUCUGCCAGGUGGACAACGACCACAAGGAGGCCGUCGGCCGGAUGGGGUUCGUCAUGACCAUGCUGAAGCUAAUUCAGAAGAAAUUGGCGGAUAAAACAUGUGACCAAGUGAUGGAGUUCUCCUGGAGCGCCCUCUGGAACAUCACCGACGAGACCCCCAGCAACUGCGAAAUGUUCCUGAACUAUAGCGGCAUGAAACUCUUCCUGGAGUGCCUGAAGGAGUUUCCAAACAAACAGGAACUGCAUCGCAACAUGCUGGGCCUUUUGGGAAACGUAGCCGAAGUGCAGGAGCUCCGUCCUCAGCUUAUGACAUCCCAGUUCAUCAGUGUCUUCAGCAACUUAUUGGACAGCGAAGCUGACGGGAUCGAAGUAUCGUACAACGCCUGCGGGGUCCUUUCCCACAUCAUGUUUGAUGGGCCAGAGGCCUGGAUGAUCGCUGAGCCCCCCCGGGAGGAGGUCGUGAACCGAAUGUGGGCAGCAAUUCAACGCUGGGAUGUCAAUUCCAGGCGAAACAUUAAUUACAGAUCCUUUGAACCAAUUCUGAGACUCAUCCCUCAAGGGAUCUCUCCUGUCAGCCAACACUGGGCAACGUGGGCCCUUUACAACCUCGUUUCUGUCUACCCUGACAAAUACUGCCCCCUGUUGAUCAAAGAAGGGGGGCUCCUCCUCCUGCAGGACAUGAUUCAAAUGGCAUCAGCACGGCCAGAAACCAAGGAGAUGGGAAGGAAAGUCAUCGAGCACUGCAAUAACUUCACGGACGAGAACAUGGACACCUCCAGAUAGAGGCGACUGUGGCGCCCCAGGCCCAGCCAGCGCUGCAUUCGCCUUCCCUCGAGUUCACGUGUACAUAGGUUGGACUUUCUCACCAGCUUUGCUCCUGGAAGAAUCCUGGGGUGUGCGGGGGGGUGUCAGGAGCAUGCGUACG